Ceratosolen solmsi marchali is the source of this 865-nucleotide messenger RNA. RefSeq names its product ribosomal protein S4 (gene RpS4). The record is from RefSeq and is a predicted model, not a curated record. The transcript is spliced from 5 exons. NCBI's taxonomy places the organism in Eukaryota, Metazoa, Arthropoda, Insecta, Hymenoptera, Agaonidae. Gene Ontology annotation, cellular component: ribosome; cytosolic small ribosomal subunit. The coding region runs from base 84 to 818 and encodes 244 amino acids. Gene Ontology annotation, biological process: translation. Gene Ontology annotation, molecular function: structural constituent of ribosome; RNA binding.
CGAGCACUGUAUUAAUAUGACUUUAUUUACAGGCUCGUGGACCGAAAAAGCAUUUAAAGCGUUUAAAUGCACCAAAAGCAUGGAUGUUGGACAAAUUGGGUGGCGUUUAUGCUCCACGUCCAUCCACUGGCCCACACAAAUUGAGAGAAUCAUUACCUCUAGUUAUUUUUCUACGCAAUAGAUUGAAGUAUGCUUUAACAAAUUGUGAAGUAACAAAAAUUGUUAUGCAACGUUUAAUUAAAGUUGAUGGAAAAAUUCGUACCGAUCCCAAUUAUCCAGCUGGUUUUAUGGAUGUCGUCACCAUUGAGAAAACCAACGAAUAUUUUCGUUUAAUCUAUGAUGUUAAAGGUCGUUUUACUAUUCAUCGCAUAACUCCAGUUGAAGCAAAAUACAAGCUUUGUAAAGUUAGACGUGUUCAAACUGGGCCUAAAGGAAUCCCUUUUCUGGUUACACAUGAUGGUAGAACCAUUCGUUAUCCUGAUCCUCUGAUUAAGGUGAAUGAUACUAUUCAGUUGGAUAUUGCAACUGGAAAAAUUCUUGAUUCUAUUCGCUUUGAUACAGGAAAUUUGUGUAUGAUUACUGGUGGAAGAAAUUUGGGUCGUGUUGGUGCUGUAGUAAAUCGUGAACGUCAUCAAGGAUCAUUUGAUAUUUGUCACGUCAGAGAUUCCCAAGGACAUACUUUUGCUACUAGAUUACACAAUGUGUUCAUUAUUGGCAAAGGAACAAAACCAUAUGUUAGCUUACCCAGAGGUAAUGGAAUAAAACUUACAAUUGCUGAAGAACGCGAUAAGAGGUUAGCAGCUAAGGGAGCCAACUAACUUAAAUUUUCAAUAAAAAUCUAUUAAACUAAAUUUUCUUGAUAAAA